Molecule: messenger RNA, 797 nt
Organism: Monodelphis domestica (gray short-tailed opossum)
Lineage: Eukaryota; Metazoa; Chordata; Mammalia; Didelphimorphia; Didelphidae
Gene: TFF2
Product: trefoil factor 2
Biological process (GO): maintenance of gastrointestinal epithelium; negative regulation of gastric acid secretion; chemokine-mediated signaling pathway
Molecular function (GO): CXCR4 chemokine receptor binding
Source: RefSeq, a predicted model, not a curated record
UAAGUCCACAAUCUCAGGACCCAUUUUCUCCAAGGAGCCUUGUGGGGUGUGAAGGCUAAACAUCUAAAAUGAAACUCCCGAGUCCCUGGUUACUGGCGAUUCUCUUUAUUGUAAGCCUGCACACUGUAGCUGGAGGAGAAAAGCCAUCUGCAUGCCAGUGUUCAAGGAUGGACCCAAAGAACAGAAAGAAUUGUGGUUUCCCAGGAAUUUCUAGUGAACAAUGCUUUGCUUCUGGAUGUUGUUUUGACACUCAGGUCCCUGGUGUCCCCUGGUGUUUCACUCCUCUGCCAAAGCAAGCAUCUGAAGAGUGUGUCAUGGAAGUCAAGGCAAGAGUAAAUUGUGGCUACCCUGGGAUUCCUCUGGAGACAUGCAAAGAACGCGGAUGCUGCUUUGAUGACCACAUUCCCCAAGUGCCUUGGUGCUUCCGUCCUAUUCCUGUAAAUGAUUGCCAUUAUUAAAAUCAUUGACUCCAGAAAACUCAUUUCCCCAAUAAGAUAUUCUGGGAAAAGAAGAAAACAAAGCAUGGACUCAUCUUCCUAAAUUUCAUUUUCAGUAAUUUUAAUAAUUUCUGUGGUGUAUAGAUUAAAGGUUUUGUCUUUUUAUUCUUUUCAAUGGUUGAAUACAUCACUUCUUCAAAUAAAGAGAGCACAUACUAUGUAUUAAACUGCUGUUUGACUCCUCUCAUUUUAAUCUUUGUGCAGAUUUCUACAACUUUUUCUCAUAUUAUUCCUCCUCUUGCCAGUCAAUGAAAAUAUGCUUUUGAAAACAAGAGUAUUUGUCAUUUAAUUUUUAUGAGA